UUUGUAUCUUUUUCAGUGUUUUGUAACGAAGACACAUCAACUAACAAUGGUACAUUCAAGUGGCCAAUGACAAAAGUAGGAACUAAUGCGACGAUUCCUUGUCAUGCAAACGUAGCAACAAGAAACUGUUCAUCCAGAACAAGUCCAUAUAUGACAUCAAGGAAGUGUUCGCCAUUUACCGGUGUGUGGCAAGAGCCAGACAUGUCUCAGUGUAACAAUACAGAGUGGAUCACUGGAAAACUAAAGAACAUCACCACCAAAGGCAUUGAUGAAGAAAAUUUUGAACCGGUUUCAACAAAGCUCCUAAAUAUUUCAGAGAAAUCAGUGUAUUUCAAAAAAGAAGAUGUUGACUUGGCUGUAGAUGUACUCAAGAAAAUGGUGCCAUUGAUAUCGAAUGUGUCCGUCAAUAUAACACUUCUUCGUAUCAACAAUAUGAUAAACACACCGGAGAAGAUUUUGGUUGAGGCAGAACAAUUUAAUAGAAGUGUCAACAGAAUGCUGGACAUCAUAGAAACAAUCCCAGAACAGAUUCCACUGGGAGAGCAGUCAGUCACAGCUUUAUAUUCUAAUCUUGGUAUUGGUGCUGCCAAAGUGGAGAAGGACACUUUCAACGGCCUCACUUAUGCUGUUUCAUAUGGAACCAAUGAAACAGAAGCAAGGACUGAGAUAUAUCAGAACUCAAACUCAAAUGUAGAUGAUACGAUGGACUUCAUUUCUUUACCAAAGAGUUUAUUAAGACAUAUGAAAGACGAAGAACUGGUAAACAUUUCAAGGAUUUCCAUGGUCAGUUUGCGGGACGAUAAGCUAUAUAGGGUAAUACAAAACUCAAGUGCCAAAGCAAAUACGAAAAUUAACAGCCAUAUUAUUGCUGCAAGUAUUCCCAAUGUUAAUAUAACCAACCGUGAUGAACCAGUUACAAUAGCAUUCAAUGUAAUAGAUCCGAAUACCACCAACCCACAAUGUGUCUAUUGGGACGAAUCCCCAGGGCGUAAUCCCCACUGGUCAGCAAAGGGCUGUGAUACAUCCGACUAUGAACCUGGAAAAAAAGUAUUUUGUACUUGUAACCAUCUUACAAGUUUUGCCAUGCUAAUGGAUGUCUACCAGAAUGAAAGAGAUUUAAAACAAAUGUUGUCUAUUCUUUCUAAUAUUGCCUGUGGAAUAUCACUUGUCUGUGUCAUUCUGACAGCAAUAGUUCAUGUUUAUUUCAAAAAUCUAUGGAAAUUAACGUCUUCAAAGAAUUUAGUAAAUUUGAGCAUUUCUUUAGCUGCCACUUAUUUUAUCUUUCUUGUUGGGUUCCAAGAAUAUAGUACAAAAAUAACAGCUGUUUGUAAGGCAGUGGCUGCUCUGUUACACUACUUCCUUCUGACAUCUUUCAUCUGGAUGGCUGUAGAAGCACUUCAUAUUUUCCUGGGCGUCGUUGUUGUAUUCAACACAUAUCAGUCAUCUUUUAUUAAGAAGUGUUCAAUUUUGGCCUGGGGUAUUCCAGCUGUCAUUGUCAUAAUUACUCUGGCAAUUAACAACACAAACAAUUACAUUAUAAUGGAACAAGCCUGUUGGUUAUCCAGCACGGCUUUCUAUGCUGCCUUCCUGGCUCCCGUGGCGCUCAUCCUCCUCUUCAACAUUACUAUGUUUUCUCUCGUUAUGAGGAGUCUUAACUCAAUGCAAAAUGACAAGAAAUUUGAACACAAACCAAAAAAAGUACGUGUUUUUGGCAUCGUUGGAUUGUGUUUCCUGCUUGGAUUUCCCUGGCUCUUACCAUUCUUUGGUUUUGGUGAAGCAGCUGAAGUGUUUCACCUUCUUUUUGCUAUAUUCACUCCCCUUCAAGGAAUGUUUAUCUUCCUAUGCUACUGUAUAUACAAAAAAGAUGCCAGAGACGCCAUCUACCCGUACUUAUGUAAACGAAACAAAGUAGAUCGGAAGCAAGCUAUGAAGGAUAUAAAAAGUCCAGCACCAGUAAUGAAAAAGGAGAUAAAACAGCAGAAACGGACUUAUAAAUGA
Molecule: messenger RNA, 1998 nt
Organism: Octopus sinensis (East Asian common octopus)
Lineage: Eukaryota; Metazoa; Mollusca; Cephalopoda; Octopoda; Octopodidae
Product: adhesion G-protein coupled receptor G6-like
Exons: 13
Coding region: 67-1998 (643 amino acids)
Biological process (GO): G protein-coupled receptor signaling pathway; cell surface receptor signaling pathway
Cellular component (GO): membrane
Molecular function (GO): G protein-coupled receptor activity
Source: RefSeq, a predicted model, not a curated record